GGCGCAGACGUCGACCGGCUGACUGACGACCGGAUGAGCCCCGUGAUCCUCGCCGCCAUGAAGAGCAACCAGGAAAGCGCCAAGGCUCUGCUAGAUCUGGGUGCCGACACAUCGAUAAGGCUACCCGAUGGUCUCGAUAUCUCGCUCGCUGCCGCCUCUCGAGGGUGCGUGCUGAUUCUCCGCAAGCUGAUGAGCCUCGGCUUCCCAGCCCGGGACUGGGUCAGGAGGUUUUCCAUCACCGUGUCCCUGGCCAAGGAAGCAUGGAAAAAGCGCAUCUAUCAGGGCUGCCACGCCCUACACAUUGCCGCGCUCAAUUGCCAGGUUGGGUCUUUGCGCUUCUACCUGGAGGAACGUCUGAUCCCUGUCGGGGACCCGUGCUUCGACCACAAGAUGACGGCGCUGCACUUUGCAGCUAUAGGCGGCGCCAGCGACGCAAUCCGCUAUCUUGUCGCGCAGGGCGCCGACAUCAACGCGCCUGAUGUCACCGGCCUCACCCCCUUGCACGUCGGCGUCCAGGCCAGGCAUCCAGACUCGGUCAGGACCCUGCUCAGCCUCGGCGCCAACAGGGCCCUCCGCGACCGCGAGGGGAGGACGCCGUUGCUUCUGGCGAUCCAGUGGAACGUGCACCUCUGCUAUAACCUUCUCAAAGAGGACGCUUCACAACCCAAGACCGACGUGGACUCGAAGCAGCCGACAGAGGGCCAAAGCAGCUCCUCGGCCAGCGCUGUCCUGCCGGCGGCGCGGCUAGCCAAGGCCACAAGAUACAUGGCUGAGGCGCUUGAGAACUCGGUCAUGAUGGGGGACCUAGGCGCGCUGUCGUUCGUGCUCCAAGACGGCUGCCCCGCGGACGCGACGAUGCCUUCGUGCGGGGAGUGCAGCGCCCUGGGGCUGGCCGUGUGGACGGCAAAGUACCCCGUCGUCAAGUUCCUGCUGGACAGGGGAGCUCGGCGCUUCACCACGCGCUGCCAAAAGCACAGCUUCCUCAAAGUUAGCGCUCUGUUCGAGGCCGCGGUCCUCCGGCCGCAGGCGCCGCACUGCCUCGCGCUCAUCCUGGACGCGGCGCUCAGGGACGGGACCAACUGGCUCAACUCGCACUUUACGCCGCUGCACAUCGCCGUGCAACAAAGCAACCUCGUCAGUGUGAACAUCGUUUUAAAGCAUAUUGCUUCGAACGCUGCUGCAUACCGCCAGGCAGCUACCGUCGCCUUUGGUGCCGCAAGGCCAGCGGCGGGGGUUGACCCUGUGGUGCGGGAGAUUGUAAAUCGCCAGGUGAGGUUGCUAUUCACCGACGAGUACCACAUGGAGCCCACGACGGCGCUGCACAUAGCGAUAAUGAGUGGUUCCGUUGAUAUAGCGCGCACGCUCGUGAAGCAAGGCGGCGCUGACGUGGAUGGGGUCGACUGGGAGCUCUCAACGCCGCUUCACCGAGCCGUUAACAACGGCUUCGGUGCCGGCGUCGACUUCCUCGUGGAGAUGGGCGCCUCGACGAACAGGCGUGACCGCAACGGCAACACACCUCUUAUGCGUGCCGCGCGGGCCGGCAGGGUUGACCUGUGCCGGCUGCUCAUCAAAGGCGGCGCGGAUACGACGGUCCGCAACCUCGACAGCAUGACGCUGCUGAGCUGCUGCGCCGAAAAGAGCUCCUCGCCGGCGCUUUUCCACUAUCUCUCCAGCCCCGAGGUCGGGCUGGACCCCUACGCGCGUGACAAGACCACAUACAGCCCGCUGCACGACGCCGUUCUCAACUCGAGCAUGACGGCCUACGUCUUUUCCGGGCGCUGGGACUUUGAGCGCGUCGCGUGCGGCGUGGACCUGAUCAAGAGCUUCUUCGCCCUCGUCAUCGACGACGGCGACGGCCGCUCCCUCCUGCCGCGGCUCCACCGCCGCUGGCCGCGCGCCGAGUGGUCCCGCUACCCCGCUGUGCCUGGCCGCGGCCAGGGGCUGCUCUGGGAGCUCGGCUGGCUCUUGUACCCCGGCGGUGCCGAUCCGGAGCUUGAGGGCUCCGCCGAGGGCACGGCGCUUAUGACCGCGUGCUCGCACGGCCGCAUCGAGGCCGUCAAGAUCCUGGUGCGGAGCGGCGCCCGCGUCGCCUACGUCAAGCGCCCGCCGGGCGAGGACGAUGGCGGCGAUGGGACGCCCGUCAUCCAGAACGCGCUCGAAUACGCCAGGGGGUUCCCGGAAAUUGUGCGCUGGCUGCUUGUCGGGCGGUACACGGAGCAGGGCAAGAUUUCGGACCGCCCGCACGAUGCCGCCGCCGCCGCCGCCGCAGAGCUGCGAGGCCGUGCCCGGCCGGCCGAGGGCGUUGAGGGCGCCCCCGGCAUCGGUCGGGUGCUGCAGGUGCGGUACGUGCUCACCGGGACGAAUCGCGAGUACGGCCGCAUGCGCCGAGAGUCGCUGCUGGCGUAUUUGCUGCGCACAUCGGAGAUCAAGCUUUCUCUCAGGGGAAAGGCCGUAGUUCCGUUCGCGGGCCCCAACUGUUGA
Molecule: messenger RNA, 2481 nt
Organism: Gaeumannomyces tritici R3-111a-1
Lineage: Eukaryota; Fungi; Ascomycota; Sordariomycetes; Magnaporthales; Magnaporthaceae
Exons: 3
Coding region: 34-2481 (815 amino acids)
Molecular function (GO): protein binding
Source: RefSeq, a predicted model, not a curated record